Sceloporus undulatus (fence lizard) is the source of this 4196-nucleotide messenger RNA. Its product is annotated as hemojuvelin-like. Gene Ontology annotation, biological process: BMP signaling pathway. Gene Ontology annotation, cellular component: plasma membrane. Lineage: Eukaryota; Metazoa; Chordata; Lepidosauria; Squamata; Phrynosomatidae. Gene Ontology annotation, molecular function: coreceptor activity. The coding region runs from base 778 to 1998 and encodes 406 amino acids. The transcript is spliced from 4 exons. The record is from RefSeq and is a predicted model, not a curated record.
GUCACGGUCUCACACCAAAUGCACACAGACUAUUGAGACACCCGUGGCUUGGGAAGGUUAUCCCAAAACCAGUGAUGGACAUGGAGGAUGGAGUGAAAUAUGUAGGUCUGGGAAAGAAAGGAAGUUUGGAAGCAGAGGUCUUGCUGGAUGUAUGAGUAAGGUCUCAAGAACGCCAGAAUAUGAAGCAGAAGAUGUUGGUGCUGGAUGCACCAUCAACAUGGUGGAGAAAGGCAUGAUGUGAAACUGGCUCUUGGCAGCUGUGAAAAGUGUUUGCUAGCUGUCUUCCUGCUCUACUUUCUUCUGCUUUUAUGGAUUUUGGAAGCCCCAGAGGAGGAGAAAAUACUUUGCCUUUGGGGGAGCCAAGGGCCUUCCAUCUCAUCUGAAAAAAGAGGGAAAAAGCCCAUUUGAGAUGGUUUUCUGUUUGAGAAUGCAUCUUCUUGAGUUGGCACAGAGGACACUUGGGAUUAUGAGGGGAAGAACGCAAGGCGGGAUGCAACUGUUCAGCAAAGGCUUUUAAAUCUUUCAGGCGCUUUCGGUGGGAAAGAAUCUCCCCUUCGGCAAAGCUAUCUCUCGGCUUCUUCAGGUAAACAGUAUCCGGCAAAGGCAGGAUAAGAGGAGAUUCCACUCCCUUUUCACACUGGACGAUUUUAGCCCUUUGAUCCCUGUUUAACUUUUGUGGAACCCUGGGAUUUGUAGUUUUGGAAGCAAGGCAACUGGCAAAAGGGUGAGGACUAGAAACUUGUGUGCCUGACUUCUGUAAUCGCUGGAUGGAUCAGGAUGGUGAAAUCGGUUGGGUCUGUGAGGCCAUGCCACCUAGCAAAUCCGUCUUUCUUCGUUAAAAUCUGUAUCCUUCUCCUGUUGUGUAGGCAAGUCGGCUCCCACUGCAAGAUUUCCCGCUGCAACUCUGCCUACCUGACUGCCACGGAGAAUUUGCAGGGUCCCAACCACAAUGCCAUGCUCUGUGAAGCUUUGCGUUCCUACUCCAGCUGUACCCGGAAGACGGCCCACACUUGUCGUGGCAACCUGGCCUACCACUCGGCAGUCUACGGCAUUGAAGACCUCAUGAUUCAGAACAAUUGCUCCAAAGAAGGACCCACCUCACCACCACGACCUCCAGCCCCAGUGCCCAACCAACCGGGCUUUGCAUCCCCAGAUAUCUGUGACUAUGAGAAGAACUUUGCCCAUAAGCACAGGCAGUCCCCUGUGUACCAGCACUGUGCCACCUUUGGAGACCCACACAUCCGGACCUUCAGUGAUGAAUUCCACACCUGCCGCGUAGAAGGAUCUUGGCCUCUCCUAGACAACCAUUAUUUGUUUGUCCAGGCCACUAGUUCUUCCAUUUUGGAAGGGUCAAGUGCCACUGGCAUUGGCAAGCUCACCAUCAUCUUUAAGAACAUGAAAGAGUGCAUUGAGGAAAAGAUCUACCAGGCUGAAGCAGACAACCUCCCAGCAGCUUUCAUUGAUGGCUCAGUGAAUGGUGGUGAGAGGCCUGGAGGGAGUACCUUGACCAUUCAUGAACAUAUACCUGGGCAGCACGUGGAGCUCCAGGCCGUGUACAUUGGCACUACCAUUGCUGUGCGCCAGGCCGCCAGGCACCUGUCAUUCUCCAUCCGAGCACCUGAGGAGGUGGUCCUCUCUUUCACAGAUGAACAAGACUUGCAGCUCUGUGUGUUCAGCUGUCCACUCAGCCAGCGUGUCUCUCGGAGCACAUGCUGCCCCCAGGGUGGCAACAUCACCAGAGAGGUGGCCCACCGCCUGUGCAAAGAGAAACUGCCCAUAGAUGAUGUUUACUUCCAGUCGUGUAUCUUUGACGUGAUGGCUUCUGGUGAUGCCAACUUGACUCAGGCUGCACAUGGUGCACUGGAGGACGCCAAGGCAUUCCAUCCAGAUGCCAAGAAACUUCACAUUUUCCAAAUGGAUAGAUCCUCAUGUUCACAGAGUUCAUCAUUGCUCCUUGUUUUCUUACUAGUUGUGUCAGCACUUGAAGUGUGCUUUUAAAGUUCUCCCUUGGGCAGUGGCUAGUUCUUUUCUGUGAGUCAAAGAGGUCAGCAGGUGUGGUGGGCUUUUCAGGAUGGCAUCUAUGAGCCAACUCAGGUUUGUUGUUGUUGUUGUUGUUUUUGCAAGGAGAGAGGGGCAAACAUUUCCCAGUUUGACUGACAUUUUCCUCAUACUGUAUGUCCUUUUCCACUGAGAAUUUAUCAAGGAACCUUUGAAUGUGAGUACACAUGGGGAACCUUUUCACUCGGUUUUCCUGCCAACCUCCAACAAAUUCACUGUUGCAAAAGUGAGGACGGUGCUUAAGAAGCUAUAGCAGGAAGAGGUGGCUUGGAAUGGCCUGGGAGGCCUUUUUGGGGACCAGGGUGGGCAAAGUUAUACUAGAGCAUUGGCUGAUCCGUUGAGGGAGAUGUACCAAUGGCUGGUGAAAAUUUUCAGAUAGCCUUAAAAAACUCUUGACAGUGAUAUACUGAGUACCGUUAAGUCUUCAUUCGUUCCCAGAAGCUGUGUUUUGUCCACCACAAUUUCUGGUUUAUUUCAUUCUUCCCAACGAUUGUAAUCCAAAGCCGCCAGCAGAAAUAACAGAAUUGCCACUUUCAUUACAUUUCAUUUUGCAAAGUCAGUGGGUUCUUUUUUUGGAAGACGCACUGUAACGGCCCAUUUGUUGUGAAAAAGGAAUCAGAAACUCAUCGAAUACUGUAAGGCCUACUCAACAACAAUUGCUUUGAAUGUCUGAACUGUAAAUUCAAUAAGAGGAAGAAAGAAAAACCCACUUUUCCCCAAUGCUUAUUUUUCUUUAGGGAAACUUGAUGUUCUCAUUUUCUGCUUCCUUUUGACAGCUAAGAAUGUAGAGUCCACAGAGUGAAACUUGAAUAGCACUUUACAAAAUGCAUUUGUGGUAGGAUAGCUCCAUUAUUUAAUACCAGAUAUGGAGAGCAUUUGAUAAAGGAACAGGAAUUGGAUUGGGAGACACUUUGCACCUGGUUGUCUUGAUGCUUCAUCUCCAAGCAGACUGUGCAGGUUUUUGGCACCACCACAAAACCCCGCACUACCUGUUUAAUCAGAGGCAAAAACAGGGAGAAGCAUACUUCUCAUACCAUUGCUUUCUCAUUCAACCAUGGGUUAAAAUCCUACAUAGCUGUCAUGAAACACAGACUUUAUGAAUGCUUAGCAAAGUGCAGAAACACAGUGAAACUCUGUUAGUGCAUUGCAAAGAUGUGCAUCCAGGGUGAUCAAAUGCACAACAGGAACUUCUGAUGUGCAUCAGGCACUACUGUGACACUUCCUUCCAAGCCAAUGUCCAAAUGCACAUCAGGGAAUACUGUGAUGUGCCCAUUACCCAUUUGGCCAUUGUGCACUGGUCACUCAACCAUUGUGCAUUGGAUGCUUGUAUGUUAUAACAUCACGGCAGCCCAUAGGUGAAUAUGGAUGUUGCAGAACUACUCAGUUCAAUUUAACACAUGCAUAAGGCAAUUUAGGAAGAGAUAGCUCCCAAGCAGAAUGCCAGUACCUAUAUUUAAAUCUCUGGAAAACCUUUGAAUUGUCUUUUUCUGCCAGGCUUGAGCUUUUUCUGGAAUUUCCUCGAGAAACAAGAAGGCCUCCUGCUCAGAUUCCAUCCAGGUCACUGUUGUUCUCAUGGUACAUUGGAAUGGGAACAAUUUGGCCCUCCAGAAGAGGUUGGACUGCACCUCUCAACAGGCAUAGCCUGCAUAGACAUUCAGGAGGAAUCCUGGGGUUCAACCUCAUCUGGAGGGAUGCAUGGUUCCCACUUCUAUGGUACAUUUUUCCUUCUGAAUUGUAACUUGAAUCUGUAGUCGAUUUACUCCAUUGAAGUAGAAACGUUACUGAAGUAGGUGGCUUUUUGCAGAACAGUGGAUUGUAGAAUCUCUUGGUUUCUUCCGCACUACACAGCUAUAGUGCUUUGAUUCACUUUUUACUACCAUGACUCACUCCAAUGGAAUAUUGGGAUUUAUAGUUUUGUAGGUGUUCUUUAUUGUCUGCCUGAGAGCUCUAGUGCCUCACCUAACUACAAAUCUCAGGAUUACAUAGUUUGAACUCCUGGUAGUUGAAAGUUGUAUCCAAGGGCUAUAUUUGCAGAGUGUGAAAGAGACCUCUGAAUUUAUGGUUGGCUUUGGAAAAUGGUUAAGGAAUGUAAAUAAAAAGUUAGAUGUUUGUUAUAUUAAAGUUGAAGAUGUCUAGCA